Prosopis cineraria is the source of this 4189-nucleotide messenger RNA. RefSeq lists its product as uncharacterized. Gene Ontology annotation, cellular component: U2 snRNP; catalytic step 2 spliceosome; U2-type prespliceosome. The record is from RefSeq and is a predicted model, not a curated record. The coding region runs from base 196 to 3987 and encodes 1263 amino acids. Gene Ontology annotation, molecular function: mRNA binding. Gene Ontology annotation, biological process: spliceosomal complex assembly. Lineage: Eukaryota; Viridiplantae; Streptophyta; Magnoliopsida; Fabales; Fabaceae. The transcript is spliced from 2 exons.
UUUUGCCGACUCAAUGCAUAAUCCCUUCGUUAUUUUAUACUUGCGCUCCGAUUGAUCUUUGAGAUUGUGAUUGAAUUUCAUCCCAGAAAUUUCAGAUACGAAAUAAAGGAUUAAACCUAUCAAAUUGGAUACCGGAGCUAGGGUUUUGGAACACUACUGACCUACUGAGAUAGUUUAAUUUCGAAGCUAUCAGCAAUGGCGUCGUUGGACCCUGAGAUUUCGAAGACGCAGGAAGAGCGGAAGAAGUUGGAGCAGCAGUUGGCAUCUCUCACGUCGGUGACCUUCGAUACGGAUCUCUAUGGCGGGAGCGACAAAGAUGCCUAUCUCACUUCUAUCCCAGCGAACGAGGAUGAGGAGAAUCUUGAUGCUAUGGACAACGAGGUUGCUCGGAAAUUGGCGUCUUACACUGCUCCGAAAUCCUUGAUGAAGGAUAUGCCCGGUGUCGGUGAUGCAGAUGCGGAUGUUGGAUUCAGGAAGCCGCAGAGAAUUAUUGAUCGAGAAGAUGAUUAUAGGCAGAGGAGGUUGAAUCGGAUUAUAUCGCCGGAGCGGCACGAUCCUUUUGCUGCUGGUGAAAAGACCCCUGACCCGGCAGUGAGGACGUAUGCGGAUGUGAUGAGGGAGGAGGCGUUGAAGAGGGAGAAAGAGGAGACUCUGAGGGCUAUUGCGAAGAAGAAGAAGGAGGAAGAAGAAGCGGCUAAGGCUGCUCCGGAGAAGGGGAAGGAAGCUGAUGCUGCGGCAGCGCCUAAGAGAAGAAAUAGAUGGGACCAGUCUCAGGAUGAAGGGGCGAAGAAGGCGAAGACUUCAGACUGGGAUAUGCCCGAUACAACACCUGGUAGAUGGGAUGCAACUCCCACCCCUGGGAGAGUGACGGAUGCGACACCAGGAAGGAGGAAUAGGUGGGAUGAAACUCCUACACCUGGAAGACUGGCUGAUUCUGAUGCGACUCCGGCCGGUGGUGCUACACCUGGUGCAACCCCUGCUGGUAUGACUUGGGAUGCCACCCCAAAACUUUCUGGCAUGGCUACGCCAACUCCUAAGAGGCAGAGAUCAAGAUGGGAUGAGACACCUGCUACAAUGGGUAGUGCGACACCGCUGCCAGGUGCCACACCCGCCGCUGCUUAUACACCAGGCGUAACUCCGGUUGGAGGAGUUGAGUUGGCUACUCCAACUCCUGGGGCAAUUAACUUGCGGGGUGCUAUUACUCCAGAGCAAUAUAAUUUAUUGAGAUGGGAGAGGGAUAUUGAAGAGAGGAAUCGUCCAUUAACAGACGAGGAACUUGAUGCCAUGUUUCCCCAAGAAGGAUAUAAGAUAUUGGAGCCUCCUGCUUCAUAUGUGCCUAUUAGAACACCUGCGAGGAAGCUUCUUGCUACCCCAACUCCGCUGGGGACCCCUCUUUAUCAAAUCCCAGAGGAGAACCGUGGUCAGCAGUUUGAUGUUCCCAAGGAAGCACCUGGUGGUUUGCCAUUCAUGAAACCUGAAGAUUACCAAUACUUUGGGGCAUUGUUGAAUGAAGAAAAUGAAGAGGAAUUGUCACCAGAAGAACAAAAGGAGCGUAAGAUUAUGAAGCUUCUGCUUAAAGUUAAGAAUGGAACGCCACCACAAAGGAAAACUGCGUUAAGACAGCUUACAGACAAAGCACGUGAGUUUGGAGCAGGGCCAUUGUUUAACAGGAUCCUACCAUUGCUCAUGCAACCUACUCUUGAGGAUCAAGAAAGGCAUCUUUUGGUUAAGGUUAUUGAUAGAGUUCUGUAUAAAUUGGAUGAGCUGGUUAGGCCUUAUGUCCAUAAGAUUCUUGUUGUUAUUGAACCUCUACUAAUUGAUGAAGAUUACUACGCACGUGUGGAGGGCAGGGAAAUCAUCUCCAAUCUGAGUAAAGCGGCUGGCUUGGCCACAAUGAUUGCAGCAAUGCGGCCUGAUAUUGACAAUAUUGAUGAAUAUGUUAGGAACACUACUGCCAGAGCUUUCAGUGUUGUUGCCUCUGCACUUGGUAUUCCUGCACUCUUACCCUUCUUGAAGGCUGUGUGUCAGAGUAAGAAAUCAUGGCAAGCCCGGCAUACUGGGAUUAAGAUUGUUCAACAGAUAGCCAUCUUGAUUGGUUGUGCCGUCUUGCCACAUUUGAGGUCUCUUGUGGAAAUUAUAGAGCAUGGACUGAAUGAUGAGAAUCAGAAGGUGAGAACAAUCACUGCAUUGUCACUUGCUGCUCUAGCUGAGGCUGCUGCUCCUUAUGGAAUUGAAAGUUUUGACUCUGUACUGAAGCCUCUGUGGAAGGGUAUAAGACAGCACCGUGGAAAGGUGUUGGCUGCAUUUCUGAAGGCCAUCGGUUUUAUUAUUCCUUUGAUGGAAGCUCUGUAUGCCAGUUACUAUACCAAGGAAGUCAUGCUGAUUUUGAUUCGUGAAUUCCAGUCACCUGAUGAAGAAAUGAAGAAAAUUGUUUUGAAAGUGGUGAAGCAGUGUGUUAGCACUGAGGGUGUGGAGGCUGAUUAUAUUAGGAAUGAUAUUCUGCCAGAGUUUUUCAGGAAUUUCUGGGUUAGGAGGAUGGCUUUGGAUAGAAGAAACUAUAGGCAACUUGUAGAUACAACUGUAGAGAUAGCCAACAAAGUUGGUGUUGCUGAUAUAGUUGGGAGAAUUGUUGAGGACCUUAAAGAUGAAAGUGAACCUUACAGGCGAAUGGUGAUGGAAACUAUUGAAAAGGUUGUUACUAACCUGGGUGCAGCUGACAUAGAUUCUCGCUUGGAAGAGCUACUGAUCGAUGGUAUUCUUUAUGCAUUCCAAGAGCAAACCAGUGAUGAUGCUAAUGUGAUGCUUAACGGAUUUGGUGCAGUUGUGAAUGCUCUUGGGCAGAGAGUGAAACCUUAUCUUCCUCAGAUUUGUGGUACCAUCAAGUGGCGGUUAAAUAACAAGAGUGCAAAGGUGAGGCAGCAAGCAGCGGAUCUUAUUUCAAGAAUUGCUGUGGUCAUGAAGCAGUGCCAAGAAGAACAAUUGAUGGGCCAUCUUGGUGUUGUAUUGUACGAGUAUCUGGGAGAAGAGUAUCCUGAAGUUUUAGGAUCAAUUCUUGGAGCACUCAAGUCCAUUGUCAAUGUUAUAGGUAUGACGAAGAUGACUCCGCCUAUCAAGGAUCUGCUACCACGGUUAACCCCAAUUUUGAAGAACAGGCAUGAGAAGGUCCAGGAGAACUGUAUUGAUCUUGUAGGUAGAAUUGCUGACCGUGGGGCAGAGUUUGUGCCUGCAAGAGAGUGGAUGAGAAUCUGUUUUGAGCUUCUUGAGAUGCUUAAGGCACACAAGAAGGGAAUUCGUCGUGCUACAGUGAACACUUUUGGAUAUAUUGCCAAAGCCAUUGGACCACAGGAUGUCCUGGCCACUCUAUUGAAUAACCUCAAGGUGCAGGAGAGGCAAAAUCGUGUUUGCACGACUGUCGCUAUUGCUAUAGUUGCUGAAACCUGUUCACCCUUUACAGUCCUGCCUGCUUUGAUGAACGAGUAUCGUGUGCCAGAGCUCAACGUCCAAAAUGGUGUCCUGAAAUCCCUCUCUUUCCUGUUCGAGUACAUUGGUGAAAUGGGAAAAGACUACAUCUAUGCUGUGACUCCAUUACUUGAGGAUGCCCUCAUGGACAGGGAUUUGGUUCACAGGCAGACUGCUGCUUCUGCUGUGAAGCACAUGGCUUUGGGUGUGGCUGGUCUGGGUUGUGAAGAUGCUCUGGUCCAUUUGCUGAACUAUGUCUGGCCAAACAUAUUUGAGACCUCUCCUCAUGUCAUAAACGCUGUUAUGGAAGCCAUUGAAGGAAUGAGGGUAGCUUUGGGUGCUGCCGUUAUUCUCAAUUACUGUCUCCAAGGGCUGUUUCACCCAGCACGUAAGGUUAGGGAAGUGUAUUGGAAGAUCUACAACUCACUUUACAUCGGAGCUCAGGAUGCUCUUGUAGCUGCUUACCCCAUCCUGGAGGACGAGCAGAACAAUGUAUACAGUAGACCAGAAUUGAUGAUGUUCUUUUAAACUGCAGUUUUAAGAUGAUGGACACCAUCCUCGAACAGAGGCACUAUUAAUACUAGUUUGUUUAGUAAGUAAUGGCCAUAUGAGCACGUAUUCAUGAUCAUUAGAACAUUUUGACCUCGUUGUGUCGGUGGUUAGAUAUUUCUCUUUGUGCAACAAUGCAUGUCUGAUAUUUCUUCUCAACAAGGGCAUUCCGUUUACUAUU